Molecule: messenger RNA, 1736 nt
Organism: Bombina bombina (fire-bellied toad)
Lineage: Eukaryota; Metazoa; Chordata; Amphibia; Anura; Bombinatoridae
Product: cytochrome b5 reductase 4-like
Exons: 1
Coding region: 173-1702 (509 amino acids)
Biological process (GO): superoxide metabolic process; generation of precursor metabolites and energy
Cellular component (GO): endoplasmic reticulum
Molecular function (GO): oxidoreductase activity; heme binding
Source: RefSeq, a predicted model, not a curated record
AAUAGAAACCCAUAUCAAACAGAUACAGAUAGUUUGCAGAAGAUUAAAACCAGAAUACUAUCGCCCUUGCUGUCAUAUUUUUACCUAUCUGUAACAGACGUAGUACACAGACCCUCUAUGUGCAGCAGCUUUAUCAUCUCUAUACAUCUUAUAACUGAAUUUGCUGGUCAGGAUGCUGAACGUUCCAUCCGCCUCAUUCCCAGUCCCCAGUUCCCAGCAGAGGGUAUCCGCAGGUGCCAGAAGUAAGGUUCCUCUGAAGCCUGGAAGGAGUCUUAUGGACUGGAUCAGAGUGACAAAGAGUGGAAAAGACCUAACAGGGUUGAAAGGAAGGUUAAUUGAAGUGUCAGAAGAAGAGCUUGCAAAACACAAUAAAAAGGAUGAUUGCUGGAUGUGUAUUAGAGGAAUGGUGUAUAAUAUCACUCCGUACAUGGAAUAUCAUCCUGGUGGUGAAGAGGAGUUAAUGAGAGCAGCUGGUACAGAUGGAACAGACCUCUUUGAUCAGGUUCACCGUUGGGUUAAUUACGAAUCAAUGUUAAAAGAAUGUCUUAUUGGAAGAAUGGCUGUAAAACUUGUUUCUGCAUCAAAAGGAACAGUAUCAGAAACCAAGAACGAACAAUUUAAUGGAACAGAGCUAACUCCUAGAUAUGACUGGUUCCAAACAGAUUCUACAGUCACAGUUGUAAUCUACACCAAACAAAAGAACAUUUUCUCAGAAUCUGUAAUUGUGGAUCAUCAAGAAAAUAUCCUGAGAGUAGAGAGCAUGCUGGUGAAUUAUUCAUAUCUUCUAUUUCUUGAGUUAAACCAUGUAGUGACGAAGGAAAUUACAGUCCACUGUACAGGAAAAACUGGAAAGAUUGAACUUGUGUUGCUGAAAGAGGAUCCUUUUGUCUGGAAGAUGUUGGGACAGCCAUUGGAAGGCCAUAAGACAUUUGUUAAAAUCAGCAGCAGAGGAUUUUAUUAUAGGAAAUGCAGACUAGUUUCAAAAACAGAUAUAAAUCACAAUACCAAACUGUUCUGCUUUGAGCUUCCUCAGGGAUGUCAUCUUCAUGUACCAGUUGGAUAUCAUGUAUACCUCAAGCUCAACAUUUCAGGGACAGAUAUUGUGAAGCCAUACACACCAGUGUUAAGCUCUUUACUUCCGGACACUCUUUCUUCACAGUGCAAUACUGAAAAGUGUAUUUACAUGAUGAUCAAAAUGUAUCCAAAUGGAAGUUUUACCCCACACAUUGAUCAUUUGGAAAUCGGUGAUUAUAUUUAUUUAAGCAAUCCUCAGGGUGAUUUUCAGAAAUCAAAGGUUGCAAUGCUGGAGGAUGUUUUUCUUUUAGCGGCUGGAACAGGUCUAACGCCAAUGGUUAAGCUGCUGAUGCACAUUUUAACUAAUGUUUAUAGCCUUAGGAAGCUGAAACUAAUUUUUUUCAACAAAACAGAAGAUGAUAUUUUAUGGAGAGAACAAAUUGAACAGCUGUGUUUAGCUGAUAAGAGAUUUGAAUCUCAGUUUGUCCUUUCCGAACCAACUGAAACUUGGACUGGAAGCCAGGGUCAGAUUUCACAUCAUCUACUUUCAGAGUCACUUACAAGGAGUAAAAAAGAAUCCAAAGUGUUAAUUUGCAUUUGUGGCCCAAAUGGGUUUGUCGAUCAAGGACUAAGGCUACUUCAGGAUCUUGGUUUUUCGAAAGAAGAAGUAUUUGUCUUCAGAGAAUAGUCACCCUUUCUUCACAUUACUUUCUAACAACCUG